AUGACGAAGACACUCUCGCUUGGCGGACAGCAGGUCCCCGUUCCCGGCUUUGGCGCCAUGGGCCUUAAUUCUGCGAUGGGGUCAGACCUCAAUCUUGAACAGUCUGAGCCUGUUCUUUUGAAAGCUAUCGAGCUUGGCUGCACAUUUUGGGAUACUGCAGUUGCCUACAAAAACGGUGAAAAUGAGAAGCUUCUUGGAGACUUCAUUAAGAAGCACAACGUUCGCGACAAGGUUUUCGUGGCCUCCAAGUGUGGAUUUGACGUCUUUGGGCCUGAACGCAAGGUAACCAACUCAGCCGCCCAUAUCAAAGAAUACAUCGAGGGAACAAUCGACAGACUUGGUUUCACUCCCGAUCUCUACUACCUCCACAGAAUCGACCCCAAGGAGUCUAUCGGUGCUCUGGAUGAGCUCCGACGCGCCGGAAAAACAAAGUACAUUGGCCUAUCCGAAUGUUCGGCCGAGACUCUGCGCAAGGCAAACGCGAUCGCCAAGAUCGAUGCUGUUCAAGCCGAGUACUCUGCUUUUGAGACAUUGCACGAGACUAGUGGCCUUAUUGCUACGGCAAAGGAAUUGGAUGUAGCCUUUGUGGCAUUCAGCCCUCUGGGACAUGGCUGGCUUGUGGAUGACUUCCCGUUCAAGACUCCUGAUGACUUCGCCCCCAAUGACUUCCGACGCACUGUUCCCAAGUUCCAAGGCGAAAACUUCUACAAGAACAAGGCUAUUGUUGACGAAAUCAAGAAGCUAGCCGCCAAAAAGGGUUGCUCGAUCGCACAGAUCGCCCUGGCCUGGGUUGCUGCGCAAGGCUUGAUUACUAUUCCAGGAACGACCAAAGCCUCGCGCUUGGAAGAAAACUGGAAAUCUCGUGAUGUCGAACUUACAGAAGAAGAGUUGAAAGAGAUGCGAGCGAUCGUGGAAGCUGCCAAGCCGGUUGGAGAGCGAUUCUCUGCCAUCUUCCAAUCGAUGGUUGGCCACUAA
Messenger RNA from Penicillium crustosum, 975 nucleotides. RefSeq names its product putative aldo-keto reductase (AKR13). The transcript has 6 exons. Gene Ontology annotation, cellular component: cytoplasm. The record is from RefSeq and is a predicted model, not a curated record. NCBI's taxonomy places the organism in Eukaryota, Fungi, Ascomycota, Eurotiomycetes, Eurotiales, Aspergillaceae. Bases 1 to 975 code for a protein of 324 amino acids.